This is a messenger RNA of Lycium ferocissimum, 2348 nucleotides long. RefSeq names its product O-fucosyltransferase 20-like. Bases 256 to 1896 code for a protein of 546 amino acids. Lineage: Eukaryota; Viridiplantae; Streptophyta; Magnoliopsida; Solanales; Solanaceae. Gene Ontology annotation, cellular component: cytoplasm. The record is from RefSeq and is a predicted model, not a curated record. The transcript is spliced from 6 exons.
AAAAAAAAGAAUAGCCAUCUGACACCUUCUCUGACUUGUACCAUUUUUCAGCCAAUACCAAACGCGCAUUAGUCAUCGCAUUUCGUGUUCCCGCCGUUCUUUUCCACUCUUGUUUUUUUUUUUUCCAGAAACUUUCUAAGAAAGUCUCUGAGAAAAUCUUGUCCUAAAUACACAAAGAAUUUCACAUAUAUAAAGGAGAAAAACAGUUUGUUUUUACUGUUUUUGUAGUUCUUGAAGGACAGGGCCAUUUUGAAAAUGGCAGUGUCAAAGACCAACAAAAAGAAGCAGCAAUGUUACAUAGCAGUACCAUCUCAGAUAAUAAAUUCACUUUCUUCUUCAGGACUUCAGUCUCUGUUACUAUCUCCUAAGAAAAGAAAUCCUUCUUUUUCUGUAAAGCUCAAACUUUUGCUCAAUAAUCCAAGAUUCUGGGUUUUAUUUCUUUUUGUUUUCGGUUUUGUUGGUAUGUUGAGGAUGUGGUUUCAUUUUGAAACUUUAGUUCCUUUUACACCAAACCCAUGUGGGAUUUUUCAAGAAAAAAGCUCAUUUUCAAAUGACCAGCAAGUUUCUCAGCUCAGUAUUGGAGCUGUGAAUGUUGUCAAAGUAGAAGAAGGGGAUGAAAAGAGUGAGUUUUGGAAACAACCUGAUGGGUUGGGUUAUAGGCCUUGUUUGGAUUUCAGUGCACAGUAUGGAAAAACAAGUUUGGAUAUUGUAAAAGGAAGGACUAGAUAUUUGAUGGUUGUGGUUUCUGGUGGAAUGAAUCAGCAAAGAAAUCAGAUUGUGGAUGCUGUGGUGAUUGCAAGGAUUCUUGGUGCUGCUCUUGUUGUUCCCAUUUUGCAAGUUAAUGUCAUUUGGGGUGAUGAAAGUGAGUUCUCUGAUAUUUUUGACAUGGAUCACUUUAAGGAAGUAUUAGCAAAUGAUGUAAGAAUAGUUUCAUCACUUCCAUCUACACACGUGAUGACAAGGCCAGUGGAGGAGAAACGGACUCCUCUCCAUGCUUCCCCUGAAUGGAUUCGUUCACAUUAUACCAGAAAGCUUAGGAGAGAUGGUGUUCUACUUUUGCGAAGCCUUGACUCGAGACUUUCUAAGGAUCUUCCUGCUGAUCUUCAAAAACUUCGCUGCAAGGUGGCAUUUCAUGCUUUGAGGUUUUCGCCAUCAAUCUUAGAACUCGGUAACAAACUUACAGAGAGGAUGAGGAGCAAGGGACCAUUUCUCGCUCUGCAUUUGCGAAUGGAGAAGGAUGUGUGGGUGAGGACUGGAUGCCUUCCUGGUUUAAGCGAUGAGAUGGAUGAGAUGAUAAACAAUGAGAGGAAGCGAAGGCCCGAGCUCUUAACUUCACGUUCAAACAUGACCUACCAUGACAGAAAGCUUGCUGGUCUCUGCCCCCUGAACGCUUUGGAGGUUACAAGGUUGCUCAAAGCUCUGGGAGCACCAAAGAGUGCAACAAUCUAUUGGGCUGGAGGAAUUCCUUUGGGUGGAAAAGAAGCCUUGCAACCAUUGACAAGUGAAUUCCCUCAAUUCUAUAACAAAGAGGAUCUUGCCUUGUCCGGGGAACUUGAGCCAUUUGCAAAGAAAGCAUCACUUAUGGCUGCUCUUGACUACAUAGUAUCUGAGAAUAGCAAUGUUUUCAUGCCAUCUCAUGGUGGAAACAUGGGACAUGCUAUCCAGGGACAAAGGGCCUAUGCGGGGCACAAAAAGACUAUCACACCAAACAAAAGACAGAUGCUUCAACAUUUUCUGAACUCAUCACUCUCUGAGACAGAGUUCAACAGAAUUAUACUGGACUUGCAUAGAGAUUCCUUAGGUCAGCCAGAAUUGAGGAAAGCAGGAAGGGAUGUGACAAAGUACCCUGUCCCAGAGUGCAUGUGCAAUAGCACUAAGAACCAUUCAUCGGUUUAACUCCUUAUCGGGGAAUAACAUGUGAUGAAGUACCCCGUCUUCUGCAGCUAAUCAUACAUUCUUACAACAUGCUGAGAGUUCCAGAAAGAACAGAGAAUUUUGGAUUAGCCUCACUAUGAUUCUGACAAGCAGACGAGCUUGCUUGAGGUGCAAUACUAUUUUUUCAACUAUCUUUUGAGGCAAAUCAGUGGUGGUUAUAACUUAUGGUAACAUGACAUUGAUGCAGCAGAACUGGGAAGAUAAAUCUCUGAUGCAAAAGCAACAUAUUAUACAAGUCCAAUUAUAUCUCUUACCAUAUCUUAUAAUGUUUAAAUGAAACACAGCUUCAUUUUAUUCAUUCAUUCUUUAGAAAAUAUCAAUGUAAUCUACCAUAGUGAAGGUAUAUGUAAUACAUGUAUUAAUGUAUAUAGUCAUACAAAUUUUUGAGGUAUAUAUGUCAUUUUGAUUGUAUA